This is a messenger RNA of Porites evermanni, 13164 nucleotides long. The record is from the annotation of a GenBank genome assembly. NCBI's taxonomy places the organism in Eukaryota, Metazoa, Cnidaria, Anthozoa, Scleractinia, Poritidae.
AUGAAAAAACUACUGAACAAGAUCAUCGCCAGAAAUGAGACAAAAAAGCGUGAUAUAACGGCACUAGAGAUUUGCACGGAAAAGGAAUGUCCCGACGGUGGAUAUGGUUGGAUUAUUUGCAUCGCAGCGGCGAUUUGCCAGUUUAUCAUCAUGGGUAUUCACAACAACUUUGGGAUCUUAUACACUUACUUCAUGAGGGAUUUAAAGGCAGAUCCUGCAGAUACAAGUGAGUUAUUAUAAUUGCAAUUUUUUUAGCUUUUACCCUAGGCGACUUCAAUUUUCACUCUAUUUUUAUAAUACAUUUUAUAAGAAUGUCGAAGCUGAAAUUUGCGAAAUUUCAAGAAUAUUAUAAGCAUAGACCCGGAGCUGAGAUUUUCAGAAGGAUUUAAUAUUGUGGGUUGAAAUGCAAUAAGAUUAUAUGUUUUUCACUUAUCUGAACGGCAAAACUAGCCAACAAAACGAAAAAUCCUACACUAACUAUAAUUAAUACCAUGCAAUACAUUCUAAAACGAAAAUGUCAUCAGCUAUAGAAUAUAAGUUAAGAAUAAUAACAAGAAUAUUUUCGAAAUAAAAUUGGCAGAAAACUAAGAAUAUUCAGCCUGGACAGGAAAAAAAACAUUCUUAUAAAAAAAGAAUUUGGUUCUAAAGUUAAAAUGUCUGUGUUUUUCAAUUCCUCACUUUGGAUUUCCUGCAUAAAAAUUGAAAUUUCCACUACCUAUUCAUUAUGAUUUACCGGUAACUAUCCUAAGUAAUUCUUGAUUUCUUUCAGUGGAAAUUGUAAAUUCAAUAUUUGUAGUAUCCAUUUUUUCCCUUCUUCAUCUAAUACAAUCUGUGUAACAGCUUUAAAAAAAAAUUCCUUGAUCUACUUCUGUUACUUUAGUUUUUUUCAUUCUGAUCCCGGCGUAGGGUAUUGGGACAAAAAGUCGUGAAGAUAUUAAAAAUAGGUCCACGAACUUGUCACAGAACAUUCUGUCAUCCAUAAAACUUUGGAAUCAAAGCGUCACGCGUGUUGUUUAAGGGAACCUGAAACCUUCUUUCCCUCCUCUCAAUAGGCGACCAACCGGCUGAUAGUGAUUACAUAACUUUUUAUCAACCGUGCGUGUGAAUUAAGGCAUGGUUCCCCACGUAAUAUCGUGUUUACAUAAUCUCUUUUCCGAGCCAAACAUCCUGUUUCAUUCUGGCUUGUCCCAAACAAGAACUUAACAAAUAUCGAGGGAUUAUUUAUAGAGUAUCAUGACCAACGAAGCCCUCAUUAAAUUAUGCUAGAUACUGCAUCAUAACCAAAUAUUCACCCGGCUCUCAGUCCAAGUUCCUGCGUUUUCAAUUAUUUUCCUCAAACAACCCGAAAAGGUAUAAGUUUGUGCAAAGGGUUGCUGAAAAAAAAGAAAGCAUUUUAAAGUCACAACAAGGAGUAGACAAGAGGAAAGCUGUUUGAUUCCUGGGCAACUUUUUUAAUCGAAAACCAUUCGUCUUUGAGUUACCUCCAUUGUAGAAUAAUUUUAUAAGAAUCUAUGAAGUAAUCUCUUAACAGAUACUGUCCUCUGCCACAAAGUUAGAUUUUGUAAUGCUAUGUAAUUUCCUCAAAUGAAGGAAUUUACCGUACAUCGACGUGCAGAUGUAUGUACUCUUUUGUUUUCUGUAAGAAUAUCAUUUUAUAAGAAUAUCGAGGCUGAAAUUUGCAAAAUCUUAAGAAUAUGAUGAGAAUAAACCUAAGGCUGAAAAGGAUACUGAAUUUUGUGUGUUGAAAAUCUGUUAACACAACACAAUCAUACGUUUUUUACUUAACCGAGAAAUUAUUUCUUAACUGCAAAACUAACCACCAAGAAGAAAAACCGUGACCUGCCAUUGCCAGAAAUUCCACUUCAUACCCUAAUAUACUCUAAAACGGAAAGGUCGGAGGCUACAAUUUAACAAUAAUACCAGAAUAUUUUCAGCCUAAAAUCGAAUAAGAAUAUUCAGCUUGGGCUGAAAAAACAACAUUCUUACAAAAAGAAAAGAGGGUACACCAAAAUGGUGACAUUGGGGUCGGUCUUUACGUUGCCCGGGGGGGAGGGGGGGACUCCCAUAUGAAAGAGGAGGGGAUGCUCGUCAUCUCGCUUAGGUGUGUAAAUUUCAUAAUUUGGUCUCGCUUAGGGUGUUCUGGGCAAAACACAAUUAGCCGUAAAAGUCUUUUUUAGGGUUCCACCCGAAGAAAUACUAAAAAAUUAUAUAUUUUCAAUUCGUUUUAUUUACUCGAUUCUAACCAAAGUUUAAAAUGAUCUUUUUAAGGGGUCAAAAAAAGGUUGGGCCACGCCCAGAUUGGUCUCCUUCGGGGUUUAAUUCAAAAUUUCCGGCGUGCUUCCCCGCCCCUUUUAUAUGGGAGUCCCCCCCAGGGGUACACUGUAUGAUAUUGGACAUUUGCACUGUAUUUAUCACUAAAUUAUUUUAGGCGAUGGUUAUUAUCGACUGAUUGUAUUCGGUUUUUCAUGUUUCAGCUUGGGUUGGUUCCAUAGCAUUUGGUGUAACCUUCUUUGGCGGUCCAAUAGCGAGCAAUUUAUGUGAAAGAUUUGGUUGUCGGCUUAUAGCAGCAAUUGGUGGUCUUAUAGGUGUCCUAGGUUUCUUGAUGACGUCAUUUGCUAAUAGUGUCUACGUCAUCUACUUCACAUACAGUGUCGUUUGGGGUUUUGGUUCUUCUUUAAGCUAUGCUACAACAACAUUUGUGAUAGGUGAGAUUAACAUCUUUCACAUUUUUCAUUCCACAGUUUUUAUCCUCAUCAGUCAUCAAAGUGGCUCUUAGCUAAUGUCGUUUUGUUCAGUUGACUUUGCAUGCUAUAUUUCAGGGACUUCCUAAACUAUGAAUAGUUUACAGAGAAGAUAAUUCCCCAAUCAGGGCCUUGGUUCUAAUUGCAUUUUAUAAUAUGUUCAUACAGGUCAGUACUUUGACAGGAAUCUUGCGUUAGCCAAUGGUAUUAUUACUGGUGGAAGUGGUAUCGGAGCGAUAGCAAUGGGACCCUUUUAUCAUCUCGUCUUGUCAAACCUCGGCUGGAAAAUCAUGCUAAGAAUUCUUUCUGGAUUCGCCUUUCUCAUGUUUGUCAGCGCUCUACUCUACCGUCCCCUCUCUGCCAAGUAUAAACGCGCCAACAUAGGCCGAAAAGAGAGAGUCAAGCUGUUUGACUUGUCCGUGUGGAAGAUAAAGCCGUUCGUUGUUUGGGUUGUAUCCAUGUCGCUACUGUUCUUUGGCUACUUUGUUCCUUUCAUCCACUUGGUGAGGAAACGUAGAUAAAAUAUAUUUACUGAAAGAUUUAUCACUCAAUCUUUUCACUGCCAAACCUAGGGGAAAAGUAAUUUUUUAAGAAUAAUUCCAGGAGUGUGGUGUGAAAUUAAUUUGAAUGGUCCGAGAAAUGCGAGCAUAUACAGUGCCAACGCACCCGAAAGUCGCGAGCACCAUCUCAUGAAUAGACUCUUUCUGGCUCUUUAAGGGUUAGCGAGAGUCGAAACCAUAAACGUUAGGUACUGUCAUUGGAUGAUCCAGUCGUUCGUCAAUGGAAAGCUCCUGGCAAGAGAGUGCAUUCACUUAAGCAAUAUGGCACACGUCACAACAUACCUACAUGCAGACACACAUGCAGUGAGCCUCCUGUAGUUUCGCGCUUAUGGAAUCUGGCCGGGAUUUUUAGGUCUCGUUUUUCACCUGAGAAUGAACUACUACUGAAGAGCUUUCAUGUCCCGCACACACCCCCUUAUGGAACGCAAUUGAAAGCUUAAUGAAAGUAUAGUUCCUAGUUAUUAGGUUUCUUGAAAUGUUAGACACUGUAGAAAUUAAUCAUGUUCGACUUAAAUCGCGUUCGACUUUACGAGAACGCAACCUAAUCUUGCACUAGCUGUUUCAUAACUCUAGCUGAUUUCAAGGUGGCCUCGAAAUGGUCCUCUGAUCAUUUUUUUCUUCUUCAGCCCAAUUUCGCUGAGAUUCUUGGAGUACCCGAGUCUAAGGCCUCUCUGCUAAUAGGCUACCUUUCCAUUGCUUCUACGCUGUCACGUGUUCUCUUUGGCUUUGUGCUCAAUCACCCAAGAGUUAAUCGUUUCUACGUGUUACAGGUAUGUAAAGAAAUGUUUUUACUUACUAAUAUGUAACCAUGUGAAUGUUGCUGCUUAAAGUUUCUAAUGGACAAUUUGAUACUUUAGUAAUGAACGCAUGAGACUGAAAUUAAGUACAGAUACCUUUUCGAGCCAAGAAAGGUGUUUGCAAAUCGGGAUCAGUUCAUAUACUGGUUAAGUAGUUGUUAAUUGUGGCCAGUCUAUCAAAUUACAAUUUCUUUUCUUUUUAAAACGAACAACUCAAGACAUCUGCUGAUCCGCCAUCAGUGCAAAUACAGCAAUGACCAAGCUUGUUCGGCUGGAUAACGCCCAAAAAGGGAACUUUUAAUUGCUGGGCUAACGCGGAAAAUCCCAAGCGGGCUUUAGCAAAUCAGAAUGCAGGAUUCGCUUCAUCUUGCUCGCCCGGGGGUUCAACCAUAUAGUAAAAGAUGUUGCUUUUUUCUUUCAGGUUUGCUUUGUGAUGAUGGCUGUUACAUGCACGCUAUGUCCGCUGGUACAAGAUUACACUGGGCUCAUAUUAUAUGCUGUUAGCUUUGGAACGUUUGACGGCUGUUUUGUUUUGCUUAUAGCCAUCACUACUAGUGAUGUAGUCGGACCUAAUUUGCUACCACAAGGUUUAGGAUCCUUGUAUGGAGUUAUAUCUCUUCCUAUAAUAUGUGGAGCACCUUUAGCAGGUACGUUUUACUUUGUAGCUUAACCGCCUAUUUGCAUUGUAACCAUUCCCAUAAACCUAAAGGGUAUCAAAGAGAGUUAAAUUUGAGAAAGUUGGCUUAAUUUUUUCAAGUUCAAUCGUGGCCAUCGAAAGCCAAAGACAUACACUAAACGUCGUGGUAUAGUGGAAGAGUAAUUCAAAACAAAUAUGAACCAUCAUUUCUAUCAGGGUUUUCUUUGUUUUCAAUACAUUCUUAAAAAUGUUUUUUGAUUGAAAUCAGUUUCAUUUGUUUCAUGUUCGUUCUCUUCUAGCGUACAUUUUUGAGAAAACUGGAUCAUAUCAGGACGCUUUCUUAGUAGCCGGAGCCGCCAUAGCUGCUGGAUCCUGCACUCUGCCUUUUACUCGACUAUUUAUGCCAGAUCUAGAAACCAGAAAAAGGAAAGAAAUCUUCGAAGAGACUCCCGAACAGGAAAAGACUGCACAUGUCUCUGUAAGCGCUAAUGAAAUUGCAGAAGGACAAAGAAACUCAUGUGUAUGACACAAGACACUUUAUUUAUACCCCUAGACUGAGCGAGAGUCUCCGCUUUCCUAUGGAAGCCUCCUCCCCCAGGUUUUACGGACGUUUGCCCCUAGGAAAAACAUGAUUCUAACAAGUUUUCGUAUCUUUAUUUAGUAAUUAGCUAUUUUUUCAAUCGAUGACCUCUUUUCAAGAUCACGCAGAAGUUACUGAAUCUUUUGAGAGGUCAACAUUUUUUUUGAUUUGCAAAGCGUUAAAUAACACUUAUGAACUUUGAAAUCAAUUUACUGAUGUAGUUAUGCAUCGGGACAAUAUUGACUGAUUAAAACUAGCCUCGAAUUCUUAAUUUUUAACCACUACCCACACCCUUUCGACAGCAGUACAGGUAUCAAGAUUAAUGAAAUCAAUAGAACGAAAAAAAGUAGCCGGCGAGCAAGCUCUCCACGCGAGCCAAGAGAGACACGCCAGUGAGCGGCGUCUCCUUUCGCGUACCCCUCGCACGUGACUUCUCGCGACUACCCCAAAUGGAGACCUUACCGUGCAGGCUAGGAAAAAAGGAUACAAGUAAGUCUUCCUAUCGGCGGAUACCUCUUCCAACCUUACGAAUCGAUCUUAACAAGAGAGAGCCAGUUAUGUUUAAACUGAAUAAGGUAGCGCUGAAGACCAAGAAAGAAUAAAGGUGUUUUCCUGUCUUGAAAAGAUUGAAGACUGACAUAGCUCAGGGGCACCCGAUGGAUCUGUUCUUCAAAAUAACUCACUGCUCUUCAGGCAAAUGUUUGCUGGAAGCGUUGCUGGGAAGAAAGAUAAUUCAGGGCGUCUGAGGGGAUUUGAUGUGUAGAAUAGCUGCUAUGGGUUAUUUGUCAUAAACUCCCCCCCCCCGCCCGCGGCUGAAGGGGUGAAUGUCGCCGUUAGGUCACACCCAUUUUUGUACGUAACGCUCCUCUCCCCGCCAGUGAAGGUAUGAAUUUUUUUCUAUGACCAUGCCCAAACUGGCCAGUGAUCAAGUCUGGACAUACGUCUGCUGCUGGGAAACGUCCCAUUAAGUCAGGUUGCAGAGUGUAGAUGCACCUUGCUGGCUGGGAACUCUUCCAUCAGUCUUUCUGGGAGUGAGGAACAGAUAUAUUUUUCCCAGCAAUCUCCCAAAAUGCUUAAAUGCCUUCAAAAAGCUUUAUUCAUGCUUUGUUGUUGUUUUAAGGUCUUUUUCUUAAAAUCAAAAACAAACAAUAGGCCAAGAUAAACGAACCGAUUCUCCAAAAAAUAUAUACUAAAUAAAAAGUAAUUGAAAUGGAAUAAGAGGGUGGAAUUUUAAAGCUAUCGGAAUCAAUCAGUGAAAUGUCAGUAAAGCCCGGGGAGAAGUCCUGGGAAUUCUUGGUGGGGGUGGGCCGCCCGGUUCUCCAAAUCCUGACCCUUUUCCAGACCGUGAAAAAGUGUCAUUUUUUUCACCCGUUUUCAGACCUGGCCCCCAAGAAAUUAUGUCAUCAUUACUUAGAUUAGAACGCCACCUAAAAAGAUUUCUUAAAAUCCACUCGAAUUCGAGCAUCUCCUUUUUCUUUCUUAUUCAUUUGGAACUGAAACGAUAAAUACGUUCAUGGGUAAAGUCUAUACCCCUUUUCAGACCAAAACGUCGCAAAAUCCAGCCCUGUGGACGAGGUUGGGCAUAUACCUAUAUGGACAAUAUGGCUUAUACAAGGGAUUUCCCCCCUGGGGGGCAGUGGGACCACUUCAAGUGGAAGUUUCUGAUCUCCACUUGCCAGUCUACCACUUAUCAUCCCACCCCCCAAAAAACACACCCCGCCCCCCCCCCCAAAAGAAUAUCCUGUUGUCAUCCGGAUUCUUGUCUCAAUCCUGCUAUUAUUUGUUUCAAAUAGACGAUUGCAUUUGUAUCGCAUCCUGAAGGUAUAUUUAAUUUUGUUUUGGUUACCGCGAAAAUAAAAUUCCCGAUGUCUAGACACUCUCGCGCAUUAUUUUGGUGAUCGGUUAUCAACAGAUGUUUUGUCAGUUUCUUGACGCCGUCCUUUUCCGAGCCCUUUGAUGUGUGGACAUCACUCUGUCUCCCUUACAAAAACUGCUUCAAUAACGAGUUAUAUCGAGCUAAAAUUCCAGUGGCCUUGUAAUCAACUUAGAUGAGCCUUACGAAGGUAAUGUACUAAUGGAGCGAAAGAGCUACACCGAAACCUAUUAAGCGGACCCCGUAUUAAAAAUAGACUCUCGGUUAUUACAGAGAUGACAGUCCUAAGUAAAGUCCAUAACUUAUCUCAGCAUAUAUAUUUUCUGCAAAACAAGGACAGCUCGACUUCACAGAUGGAUGUAAUCGUGAUGGUCAGGUGACCCUUUCCGCUUCAGUAAAAUAACUCUGUACUAUGGCUGUCUUAAGGCAGAAGAAAGCAGUGGGCAAUAUUUUUUUGCGAUUACACGAUUCAUGGAACUGCUUUCUUGAUCGAUUCUUGAUGCUGGUAAAGGUGUGUUAACCGACACCUACUCCGACACUCUUAAAAGGACAAUAACAAAAAGGAUUAACUUUCAAAGCUUUCGGAUUCAAUAGGUGGCGAGUCAGAGAAAAGUAAAUAUUUUGACCUGAAUAUUCCACUUUACAAAUAACGUGAUUUCCCAUGGCCAAUAAGGUUUAGGAUUGGCCUGUUUCACCAUUAGCACCACUAUUCACACCACUCACGUGGCGGAUUUGUGCCCUUGGUAGUUUAACCUUAACAAUCCCAAGCGACGCAAGCAUGACUGAUUGUUAUGGAAGAAUUUUCAUGACUAUAAAAGCGGAUUUUCUGUGUAUUUGGAAAACAUCACUGUGCUUUGGGAUCGUGACAUAUAUAGGUGUUAUAACCUUCUGUUGGAACAAAGCUUUUCGACUAUUAUUAGAUAAGCUCUAAUUUGAAAAGCAACAUCAGUCUAGAUAUUCCUCAAUUUGGUAUUAUCUUUAACGUAAGGUAUCAAAUUGGGUUGUCCAAAUACUAUUGGCAGCUGUAACUUGCACAUGACAAUAGCUCGUCAGUAAUAGUUCUGAGUUCUGCCUGCAAACUAAAUGAGUGGAGAUGACCAUUUACGUAAUGCUGAUUAGUUCAGUCAGGAAAAGACCUCGUUAACGAACGGGAAACCUUUCUUUGAGCUAACUUGCCUCAUGAAUUUUCCUGAAAAAGUGUUUUUUACAUCAGAAGUCUUGGUUCCUUUCAUUUAACCAUCGUUUUGUAUCGCUUACAUCCUGCAUAAACUGACGUGUAUCUAAUUUUCCUCUGGUUACCGCCCAAAUACCUCUUUCAAAACAUCAGUCCCUCUAUCAUAACAUUGAUUAGGCAUGUCUCAUGACACCGACUGUCGAAGAAAAAAAGUAAUAAGAGGUAGACUCAAUUUUUGGUCUUAAAAAACGUUCCUUGUGUUCUUUUCUAACAAAUGAGCUGUUUCAAGGUAAAGAAGUGGUGAUUGAAUUGCCAGAAAAGCAUUUUUUUUUUAUGUACGCGGCCGAGGGUGGAUUCUGAUAUCGAAAUUUUGCAUCUGGAACAAGACUGGCAAAAUGCGUUUCACGCCAUUUAAUGCGAUCCUUCAUGAAGUGAACAUAUUUGCCACGACACCAAGUUGAAGAUGGCGAAAACAUUAAAAAGUAUGGUAUCUAUAGAUCUAAUAUUAUGGUAUAAAUACAAUAGAGGCACCAUCGUUGGAAGUUUUUAGGGAAAAAAAUAUUGAAAAUAAUGUGAGAAAGGAAACCGGGCAAGAAUUCCACAACUGAUAGAGAAUUUCCUCAUGUCAAUGGGUGAUGGGUGCUUGAAAAAGUUGUUGGCUUUUUCGUUGUUGUUGUUUUUUUUUGUUUUUACUGAUAGCGUACAUUUCUUGGUCAGCUGUGUAUUGUUGAAGGGUCACCUCUGACUCUCCACAUGAGAAAUUAGCAUGAUCAUCACUUUCACUGUCCAAUCAGCUUUUUUUUCUUGCAAUCACUAUUUUUCACACCACUUUUCACACCACUUUUCCACGAGGUGCGCGCUAUUGAUACUCGUCUCAAAUUUGUUACGAUCAAGGCUUUUUAACGGCUUUAUUUCAUGUUAAGCAUACCAUCGUUCAUGAUAUCUCUCUGAGCGCAUUUGAACGACGUUUAUCUUUGUUUUCGACACCUGUUGGUUCCUUGUGAGUCUUUAGUAAAAGUAGGCUAACGAUCAACCGAGCGGCGAACCCUUAAAGCCAAAAUGAAAAAACUACUGAACAAGAUCAUCGCCAAAAAUGAGACAAAAAAGCGUGAUGUCACGACACUAGAGAUUUGCACGGAAAAGGAAUGUCCCGACGGUGGAUAUGGUUGGAUUAUUUGCAUCGCAGCGGCGAUUUGCCAGUUUAUCAUCAUGGGUAUUCACAACAACUUUGGAAUCUUAUACACUUACUUCAUGAGGGAUUUAAAGGCAGAUCCUGCAGAUACAAGUGAGUUAUUAUAAUAGCAAUUUUUUUAGCUAUAACCCUAGGUGACUUCAAUAUACACUCUUUUUUUAUAAGAAUGCAUUUUAUAAGAAUAUCGAGGCUGAAAGUAGCGAAAUUUCAAGAAUAUUAUAAGAAUAGACCCGAAGCUGAGAUUUCCAGAGGGAUUUAAUAUUGUGGGUUGAAAUACAAUACAAUUAUAUGUUUUUCACUUAUUACUUUAUCUAAACGGCUAAACUAGCCAACAAAACGAAAAAAUCCUACACUAACUAUAAUUAAUACCAUGCAAUACAUUCUAAAACGAAAAUGUCAUCAGCUAUAGAAUAUAAGUUAAGAAUAAUAACAAGAAUAUUUUCGAAAUAAAAUUGACAGAAAACUAAGAAUAUUCAGCCUGGGCAGGAAAAAAAACAUUCUUAUAAAAAAAGAAUUUGGUUCUAAAGUUAAAAUGUCUGUGUUUUUCAAUUCCUCACUUUGGAUUUCCUGCAUAAAAAUUGAAAUUUCCACUACCUAUCCAUUAUGAUUUACCGGUAACUAUGCUAAGUAAUUCUUGAUUUCUUUCAGUAGAAAUUGCAAAUUCUAUAUUUGUAGUAUCCAUUUUUUCCCUUCUUCAUCUAAUACAAUCUGUGUAACAGCUUUAAAAAAAAGUUCCUUGAUCCUGAUCCCGGCGUAGGGUAUUGGGGCAAAAAGUCGUGAAGAUAUUAAAAAUAGGUCCACGAACUUGUCAGAGAACGUUCUGUCAUCCAUAAAACUUUGGAAUCAAAACGUCACGCGUGUUGUUUAAGGGAACCUGAAACCUUCUUUUCCUCCUCUCAAUAGGCGACGAACAAGCUGAGAGUGAUUACAUAACUUUUUAAUAUAUAGAUUUAGCCAGGGCUAAAAGCGAAGCUCUCUUUAAUAUUUAUAGAUUUCUCAAAGAAAAUAUAAAAUCCAUGAAUUCUAAAGACAAGUUGAAAGCAACGAGAAUGCUAAAAACAAGAACAAUAGAUCUAAUUAGCAAAAAACAACUUUGCACGUGCAGCACACUUUUUUUUCUAAUUAGCAAAAAAACAACUCUGCACGUGCAGCAGUUUUUUUUUUUGUACAUUUCCUUACCGUUGUUUUACACGACUAACGUGAAACUUCUUUUAGCUUCCUAUUUACGCGUUUUAUGGAGGAAAUGUUUGUGUUCCUGUUCAUUCUAUUUUUUCACUGCCGCUCCUUUUUCACAUUAGUAGCCGCUAGCAUUCUUCAUUUUCUAAUAUAACCGCCGCUAUAUAAUUUUCAUGUUUUUCUUCCAACGACAUUAGUCUCCGUUGUUAUUUAUUUCUCGGUCCUGAAAAGUGUGACACUUGACAUCGGCUUACAUGAAGUGUUUGUACCGGUGGGCGGGCGGGCGUACGCUACGUCAUAACCAAAUUUUCUCGGAUGGAUAGUUUACCAAAUUUUCUUACCCAUGGUGCUCCGCUGGCGCGCUUCGCGCGCGAGAGCUCCGCUAUCAACCGUGCGUGUGAAUAAAGGCAUGGCUCCCCACGUAAUAUCGCGUUUGCAUAAUCUCUUUUCCGAACCAAACAUCCUGUUUCAUUCUGGCUUGUCCCAAACAAGAACAUAUCGAGAAAUUUUAUUUAUAGAGUAUCAUGACCAACGAAGCCCUCAUUAAAUUAUGCUAGAUACUGCAUCAUAACCAAAUAUUCACCCGGCUCUCAGUCCAAGUUCCUGCGUUUUCAAUUAUUUUCCUCAAACAGCCCGAAAAGGUAUAAGUUUGUGCUAAGGGUUGCUGAAAAAAAAGAAAGCAUUUUAAAGUCACAACAAGGAGUAGACUAGAGGAAAGCUGUUUGAUUCCUGGGCAACUUUUUUAAUCGAAAACCAUUUGUCUUUGAGUUACCUCCAUUGUAGAAUAAUUUUAUAAGAAUUUAUGAAGUAAUCUCUUAACAGAUACUGUCUUCUGCCACAAAGUUAGAUUUUGUAAUGCUAUGUAACUUCCUCAAAUGAAGGAAUUUACCGUACAUCGACGUGCAGAUGUAUGUACUCUUUUGUUUUCUGUAAGAAUAUCAUUUUAUAAGAAUAUCGAGGCUGAGAUUUGCAGAAUCUUAAGAAUACGAGAAUAAACCCAAGGCUGGAAAGGAUAUAAUUUUGUGCGUUGAAAAUCUGUUAAUACAACACAAUCAUAUGUUUUUUACUUAACCGAGAAAUUAUUUCUAAACGGCAAAACUAACCACCAAGAAGAAAAACAACGAAACCAUUACUAUUAACUCCACUUCAUAGCCUAAUAUGUUCUAAAACGGAAAGGUCAGAGGUUACAAUUUAACGAUAAUACUAGAAUAUUUUCGGCCUAAAAUCGGCAGCAAAAAUAAGAAUAUUCAGCCUGGGCUGAAAAAACAACAUUCUUACAAAAAGAAAAGAGGGUACACCAAAAUGGUGACAUUGGGUUACGCUGUAUGAUCUUUUGCACUGUAUUUAUCACUAAAUUAUUUUAGGCGAUGGUUAUUAUCAACGACUGUAUUCGAUUUUUCAUGUUUCAGCUUGGGUUGGUUCCAUAGCAUUUGGUGUAACCUUCUUUGGCGGUCCAAUAGCCAGCAAUUUGUGUGAAAGAUUUGGUUGUCGGCUUAUAGCAGCAACUGGUGGUCUUAUAGGUGUCCUCGGUUUCUUGAUGACGUCAUUUGCCAAUAGUGUCUACGUCAUCUACUUUACGUACAGUGUCGUUUGGGGUUUUGGUUCUUCUUUAAGCUAUGCUACAACAACAUUUGUGAUAGGUGAGAUUAACAUCUUUCACAUUUUUAAUUCCACAGUUAAUAGUAUAUCGGUUCUGAACUCCUAUAACAGUUUUUAUCCUCAUCAGUCAUCAAAGUGGCUCUUAGCUAAUGUCAUUUUGUUCAGUUGACUUUGCAUGCUAUAUUUCAGGGACUUCCUAAACUAUGAAUAGUUUACAGAGAAGAUAUUUCCUCAAUCAGGGCCUUGGUUCUAACUGCAUUUUAUAAUAUGUUCAUACAGGUCAGUACUUCGACAGGAAUCUUGCUUUAGCCAAUGGUAUUAUUACUGGCGGAAGUGGUAUCGGAGCGAUAGCAAUGGGACCCUUUUAUCAUCUCGUCUUGUCAAACCUCGGCUGGAAAAUCUUGCUAAGAAUUCUUUCUGGAUUCGCCUUUCUCAUGUUUGUCAGCGCUCUACUCUACCGUCCCCUCCCUGCAAAGUAUAAACGCGCCCACAUAGGCCGAAAAGAGAGAGCCAAGCUGUUUGACUUGUCCGUGUGGAAGAUAAAGCCAUUCGUGUUUUGGGUUGUAUCCAUGUCGCUACUGUUCUUUGGCUACUUUGUUCCUUUCAUCCACUUGGUGAGGAAACGUAGAUAAACUAUAUUUACUGAAAGGUUUAUCACUGUAUCUCUUCACUGCCAAACCUAGGGGAAGAGUAAUUUUUUAAGAAUAAUCCAUAAAUAAGAGUGUGGUGUGAAAUUAACUUGAAUGGUCCGAGAAAUGCGAGCAUUAUAUACAGUCCCAACGCACGCGAAAGUCGCGAGCAGCAUCUCAUGAAUAGACUCUUUCUGGCUUUUUAA